GCUCAUCAUUUCUCCUGUAACUCCUCCUCCGGGGUUGUUUUACAUCCGACUCACACAGACAAGCUCCAGACACUGUUAGAAAGGAUCGGGGUGACUCCUAGCUCACCCACUCUAUCUCCUUGUGCCUCCUCGAACCCUUUUCCAUCGCAUGAUCCUCUCGCCUGAAGAACUGAGUCAAGAAGCAGCAGCACUCUGAAGUGCUCAGUAUGACGGACUUUGAUUUUUAGUGCAUCUCUGUGGACUUGGGCAGAUCUUCAAACUUGUUUGUAGGAAAACAUUUUCGUGAUUUUUGCCAUAGGGGAAGCAUUUGAUACCGCUUUUAUAAAGAUUUCCAAAAAGUUACAGAGAGAAAUUUUUGCCCAUUGUGUUUUGCACUUGAGUCAAUUGUUCUAAACUGACUGAGUCGUGUGGGGUGAUGGGAUCGGACGUGCGAGAUCUGAGUCCCCUCAUGCCCGCUGUACCCACUCUACCACCUCUUCCAGGGCCCAACAGCGGAGCUCCUCAGUGGGGUCCAAUCGUCGACUUUCACCCCGGCUCUCCAUACGGAGCUCUGCCCUCACACUCGUUCAUCAAGCAGGAGCCUGGCUGGGGGUCGGUGGACACCCAUGAUGACGCUCACUGCACCCUCGGUGCCUUCACUGUGCACUUUUCAGGGCAGUUUAACGGAGGCUACAGGUACGGAGCAUUCAAUGAGCCAUCAUCUGGACAGAACAGGGGAUUCAGUAGCAACCCGUAUCUGAGCGGCUGUGCUGAAAAUCCUCCAAUCCCGAGGAGUCAGACAGAUGUGGAUGGAGCGUUAAGUUUUCCCCAUACUCCUGUUCACCAUGUGCCACCCUUUCCUUGUUCGCACCCAUUCAAACCUGAGGACGCUUUGUCACAGUCCACCAUGGAUGAGCAGCAGUACCUGACCCCGCCCCCUGUCUAUGGUUGCCACGCCCCCAGCGACAGCCAGGCUCUUCUUUUACGAAACGGCUACAACAGUGAUAAUCUGUACCAAAUGACGGAAUGUGUGACCUGGAACCCGGUCAACAGUCUGGCCUCCACCAUCAAGAGUCCAAGUACAGGGUUUGAGAGCGAGCCAACGGCAGCUGUUGCUCCUGUGAUGUACAGCGCUCAGUACCACAUACAUACACACGGCAUGUUCCGAGGAAUUCAGGAUGUGAGACAAGUACCGAGCAUCACUCCCUCCAUCAUGAGGUCGGCCCAGCCCAGUGAGAAACGCCCCUUCAUGUGCUCGUACCCUGGCUGCAGCAAGAGAUACUUCAAACUCUCACACCUGCAGAUGCACGGAAGGAAACACACAGGAGAGAAACCGUACCAGUGCGACUAUACAGACUGUGGCCGCAGAUUCUCCAGAUCAGACCAGCUGAAGAGACACCAGCGUAGACACACAGGAGUAAAACCCUUUCAGUGUGAGACAUGUCAGAGAAAAUUCUCACGCUCGGACCACCUCAAGACUCACACGCGGACUCAUACAGGUAAAACAAGUGAGAAGCCGUUUACCUGUCGCUGGCCGAGCUGUCAGAAGAAGUUUGCUCGUUCAGACGAGCUCGUCAGACAUCAUAGCAUGCACGAGAGGAACGUCACCAAACUGCAGUCGGCUCUCUGAACUCCCCAAAAUCUUACACGCAAUCGAUCAUUAACUAACUCGUGGCGAUUAUUAAAAAACAGACAUGCUGUACAGCUUGAUGACGGCAGCGCUCAGGACUGAACAGCCAAUUAUUAACAUCAUUAAACUGCUUUGGAAUAUACAAGUCCAGAAAUAAAGUAAAAAUAAAUAAAUAAAUAAAAAUCUAUAAUGAUAAACAAAAGGCUUUAAAUACCUUGGUAAAGUCUUAUAAGGAGCAUUUUAGAUCAUCUCAUGUUGUAAAUAACUCGUGAUUGCUUAGAAUCAAUAUCUAAAAUGGAUAGGCUGGUUCACUUAAAAUCAUGAUUAUUUCUGAUUUACAUACAUGCUUUCAUUUUUAUAAAAAGAAAAUGCACUGUUAUAUUUCUUUGUACAUACUUGAUAAUCUUUGACAAACUUUUAAUAUCCAUAUUUUGUAUUAAAAAGCUUCUAACACUGAAAUUUCUUUCUGUACAUUUAUGUUGCUGAUGCUUCAGGGUUUGGGGCACGGGACCAUCAUGUCAGAUUCGACUGGAAAAAUGGACAUAUUUGCUAGGACUUGAUUCAAACAAUUUUUGAAGGAGUGCAUUUAUUUAUAUUACAUACAGUGUAGUGUAUAGUUCGAGGCUUCUCGGAAUAGAACUGGAGAUUACAUGCCGCCAUCUUGUGUCCAAUGCAGGUAUUCAUCCUAAUUUUUGUCUGCUCCCAGUUCCUUGACAUGAAGGUUGAGGACUAGAGGUGAGAACCUUAGUUAUGAUGCCUGAACCAUUUGCUUAUUUAGCUUCCUGGUGUGAAGCAGUACUGGAUCCAUCCAUCCUCCAUGCAGCUUAUCUUACCCCCUACAGUGCAGUGUUUGGACUGCGGAGGUAACCAGAGUACCAAGAGGAAACCCCCAAAGCAUGGGGAGAACAUGCAAACUCUGCACACACACAGGGGAGGAUCCGAAACCCCAACCCCAGAGGUGCGAGGCAAACGUGCCCCCCCACCAAGCAGUGUUAAUUCCUGUUAUCAUUUAUAUUACAGUUAUAAACAGACGUUCCCUCGCCAGCUUCUUUACUCUUUAUUAAAAGUAAAAUUACCAGACUGUGCUUGGCUUCGGAUAUACAGGACAAGAGGGGUUUGCUUCAUCAUGUUUACUUUAUUGUAUUUUGUAUUAUAUAUAUUAUAAUAUUAUAAAUUUUUAAUCUCAUCCUGUCUCUCAACUAAUCUUUGGUCCUGAAAGUCCUGACUUCAGGAUGUUACUCAAGUACUAGAAGUUCCAUUUCUGGAAGAGACUUUGGGUGAGACAGAACUCUAUUACUUGUUUGCAACAAUCAUAUUUUGUCUGAUCACCUACAUUUGGAGUCAGUGGCUUUGUAGAGCCGUCUUAUAAAGAUGCAAAAACACUGUUGGGAAAGUGAAGCAGGAAAGUAGACUGAUCAUAUUUAAAGCAUUUAUUAAAAAGUGUACAAAACAAAAAUGCACAAUGCUAUGCUAAAAUGAACCGAAGCUAGCGAAACCCCACAGCCACCGAUAUCCGUUCUCUCUCAGUGGUCCAUUUCAGAUGAAAAAGUUCAUACAGUGGAAAUGCAAUUCUGACUGUGGGUGAAAGUUCAAAGCAUUCCUACUCACAGCAGUAUGGAAUGACUAAGUCCACUGCUGAUGACAAAGUUAGUAUACAUGCUUAGAUCAGGAAGACUUCAAUAUGCUGCCUUCAGAAUACCAAAUAAAACACGACAAGAACAUGAUCGCAAAAAGAGACAGGCUAGACCCUGCCUCCGUUAUUGCUUACUGUGGUCGCUACACAAGUUUUCGGAAGUACGAUUUGUUCUUAGGCUUUGAAUAAAACGGACGGUGCAUUGAAGAAGAAAAUUAAAAAAAAAAAAAAAAAAAAAAAGAA
Molecule: messenger RNA, 3485 nt
Organism: Ictalurus punctatus (channel catfish)
Lineage: Eukaryota; Metazoa; Chordata; Actinopteri; Siluriformes; Ictaluridae
Gene: wt1b
Product: WT1 transcription factor b
Exons: 9
Coding region: 416-1609 (397 amino acids)
Biological process (GO): regulation of transcription by RNA polymerase II
Cellular component (GO): nucleus
Molecular function (GO): RNA polymerase II cis-regulatory region sequence-specific DNA binding; DNA-binding transcription factor activity, RNA polymerase II-specific
Source: RefSeq, a predicted model, not a curated record